This is a messenger RNA of Saxophila tyrrhenica, 1149 nucleotides long. RefSeq lists its product as uncharacterized. The record is from RefSeq and is a predicted model, not a curated record. Bases 1 to 1149 code for a protein of 382 amino acids. The transcript has 4 exons. Lineage: Eukaryota; Fungi; Ascomycota; Dothideomycetes; Mycosphaerellales; Extremaceae.
AUGAUCUUACUAUACUUGACCGCGGCUUCAGCCUUGUUCGGUUCUGCGUGCUCCCAGAAGACCAGGGUGGAAGGCCAAGUGGGAGCUGAGAACUCGACCACACCCUCGACAAAGGAAGGCGACCAUACUAUGCACUACGUGACCGUCGGCAAGAAUGAGAACAACUACUACCCCAACAGUAUCGUCGCAAGUCCAGGAGACAUCAUCUCCUUCCAGUUCUACCCACUCAACCACUCGGUCAUCAAAGCAGCUUAUGGCUUCCCAUGCAUACCCUACGAAGACACCGGGUUGCCUGGAAACACCUUCUACUCUGGGUGGAUGCCGGUGGCCCAGAUACAACCUGAUCCUCCUGUCUGGAACCUCACCAUCAACGACACAGAACCGGUCUUCUACUACUGCGGCGCACCAGGUAGCUGUAUCGACUGGGGCAUGGUGGGGGUCAUAAACGCAAAUGCGUCGACGUCGAUCAGCACGCAGAUCGCGCUCGCCCGACAGGCAGACUUCCAGCUACUUCCAGGCGAACCCUUUCCGAACGAAGCUCAGCAGGCCUCCAUGGCAUCACUGGCCGCCACAGCAACGACGGCAUCAUUGACUGUCACUGCGACUGCAGCGUCAGAAAGUGGGUCGGGACAUGCGCAUGGCCACGAUCAGGAAGACUAUGACGACCGAAGCGACAGCUCAUCGUCAAGCUUAUCGACCGGUGCCAUCGCAGGCAUAGCCGUGGGGGCCGGCAUCGGCGGCAUCGCGGACGCGGCGUUGUUUUUCCUCAUGUGCCGCACAAGAUCGCUCAAGCGACAGCUCGACCAACAACAAGCCACGGCACAGCAUCCGCAUCACAGUUGGUUCAAUAAUCAGAGCCGGCAUGCGAGCAGUCUGCCGCCGUAUCAGGGGAUCGACCAGCAUGGCAGAGACAGCCUGAAGCCGGAGGGGGUUGGUGGUCUCGGAAGUGAGCGAUCUCAGAGUGUGAGUCCGCAGCCUACGCCGUAUCAGGUGCAGCAGGGUCAAUUCGUGCCGUAUCGGCCGAUGGAGCAGCGGUAUACACAAAUGACUUCGGCAUCCGAGCUGAGUGGCCCGCGAGCACCGCCGGUCGAACUUGAUGCGCUUCGAGAACAGACACAUACGGGCCUGACAUACCGAGACUACCGGUGA